GACAACUUCAAAACAGGGCGUCGGCAACCCGCAAAACCCGCGUAGAAAGCCCCACCCAACUCAUUUCCCCAAUUAUAACCCCAACCAGACCUCGUGCCUUUAACCUCCCAGUGCAAAAACGCCCAACCCCUUUCCUUCACUGUAACCCAAGAAAAACCCGGAAAAUACUUGAAAAAUAAGCUAAAAACAGUGAAAUAAGAGACGGGUUAUGCAAAGGGAUGCAUUGAGAUCCAUCCUUUGUAUUCCAAGUGUACGCUUGUGUGGAAAGUUUUAUCUUUUUUUACAAAUUUCGAAGGUUUUGAGUGGAUUUAGUGGGUGUGAGGUUUGCGGGGAGGUGGACUAGAGGCAUGGCCCAUAUCUAGUGGAGAGUGAAGGGUGAGCAAUGGCAAGCAGCAGGGGUGUGGUGGCGGCGGCGGUGCUUGUGGUGAUGGUGGUGGUGCAGGGGGUGGGCGUGGCGGGGCAGGAUCUCGGGGCAAGCAAGGAUGACCACCGACGCAUCCCCUACGGGUCAGAUUACCGCUGGAAGAAUAUUUUGUACAAUGAAGUGCGCAUGAGGAACAGAUACAACCAUCCCACACACAUUGUAGUGGCGCCGCGGGCACUUCCCGGGGCAGUGUACCGGUGUGUGGUGUCCAUCCUGUACCUGGACCAUCCGGUGGACGUGCGAGCCUUUCUGAGGAAGGAUGGCGUGGAGAUAGCAGCAGCCAGGAGCAAUGUUAUCAAGGGAUACCCAGAGACACUCCUUCUGCAGAUUCCGAGGACCAGCGUGUGGGGGGACUACUGGCUAAGGAUUGAAGGCAACGUCCCUGGCACCGUUGGAGGGACCAUCUUCGCCAACGACACUCAGCUUGCCUUCUCUAGACGCUUCCUCACCAUCCUCAUUCAGACCAAUCGCCCCGUCUACACUGGCGAGCAGACGGUGCGCUUCAGAAUCAUCCUCCUCACCACUGACCUCAAGCCCUACGAUGACCCUGUGGACGUCUUCAUUCUGGACCCCGACGGCUAUGUGAUGCGGCGGUGGCCCUCACGCCCUACCAAUGUGGGGGUGGUGUCCAUGUCCUUCGACCUGCCCUUCCUGCCUAAGGUGGGGUGGUGGGGCAUCAAGGCACUGGUCAACGGACAGGAGGAGGUCAAACCCAUUAAGGUGGAGAAGUGGUACACCCCGCGAUUUGAGGUGAAGAUGUUUAUGCCGAAAUACUUCCUGGACACUGACUCUGAGAUCGUGGGUGAUGUUGGGGGUGAGUUCUCCAAUGACAAGGGUGCGUAUGGCAAUGCCACACUCAAACUCUUCAUCCGCAGCCCUGAAGAUGAUCGCUGGAAGUACGUCAUGCAGCAGGAUUUUGCCCCGCUGGAUGCGGAGGCGGAGUACAGCUUCCCGAUGGACGCGGUGGCUCGGAAGGUCCCCAGGCUGGAUGGGUCGGAGAUCAGAGUGGAGGCGGAGAUUCAGGAUUCCUUCUCUGGGAUUAAUGGUACAGGUUUCUCCAUGGCUAAGAUCAUCAACUCGUCCAUCAACUGCAUGUUCCUCGGGUCACCACCUUAUGUGUUCAAACCCGGCAUGCCUUUCUCUGCUUCGGUUGCUGUCUCCUACCACGACCUCAUGCCACUGUCACAGGAGAAGCUUGCCAUGUCUAGGCUGGUGGUGAAGGCGGAGGCUGUGCUGAGCGGAGGUGGACGGCAGACUGUUUUUCAAGUGGAGAUCCCACAAGUGACUGUUGAGGAGGAGGAGACAGAGUUCCUUGAUGAAUCGUGGAAAUACAACAAGCGUCUGGAGGCACUGAAGGCGGAGGACCCUGACUACGACCCCACUGCCUUCGACUACAACUACAACUUUGACUACGAAUCCGGCUCGCGUUUUCUGACUGGCGACGAACUGGUGCAGCGGAAAAUGGACCUGUUUGUGCGGAACCAGCAGUUUGAGAAAUACCGUGACAAGGGUGUGUUCCACUUUACGAUGGACCUCCCAGAAACGACCAGUGGUCUCGUCCUCUCCGCCUCCUACCAGGAUGACGAGGGUGACACAGCCGCUGCCAGCGCCCAGGGCAUAGCAUACUACUCCCCCAGGAAACAGUACAUCGGAGUGGAGACGAGCAGCAAGGGAGUGACGGUUGGGGAGUUUGUCGUUUUUCAUGUCCGUUCCAACUUUAACAUGGAGUCUUUCAUCUACCUGGUGAUGGCUAAGGACAUGAUCCUUUUCGCUGGCAAGGAGGUUCUGGACACCACAAGCCGGGCCAGCGUCAAGACCAUGUCAGUGCCGGUCAGCUCCGAGAUGGCCCCUGCGUUCCGGAUAUUUGUGUACCACCUCACCCAGACCCAGGAGAUCAUAUCCGACUGUAUCACCAUCCCUGUUGACGGCAUCUCACGCCACAAGGCCAAGCUAGUCAUCAACCAGGACAAGGACCACAGCAAGCGUUCGGUGGAGCUGGGCACAUACAGCACUGCUGGGGCCUUCUAUGGUGUGUCUGGGGUGCGCGAGUUCACCUAUGCCAUGAGGGGAGGCAACGAGCUCUCCCAUGCCUCAGUCCUCAACUCCCUCCAUGGAUUCAGUAAUAAUACCAGAGCUCUACACAAGAUGGCAUGGCGGCCGAGAGAGGGAUUCCAGCCAGAGGAGGUGGAGUACUACACGUCAGGAAACUAUGGGCCCGACUCAAACAGAACCUUUAAUUUCAGCGGCCUUGUAAUAUUCAGUGACGCUACUCUGGGUGUCGUGCCUGGAUAUGAGAAUAACGUGUGCAAUGAGAGCCAGGGCUACUCUCCGUGUCUGAUGGGCGGCUGCUACCAGACCUACAAGCGCUGUGACGGCAUCUCAGACUGUGCCGAUAACUAUGAUGAGGUCGACUGUGGUGACCGGCUGGCUGACACAGAGGUGGACUUCCGCAUCCAUCGUUACGUCAAGUUCUCCGAUUUCUUUGACACGGAAGACGGCGAUUGGCUGUGGCUCGACAUAAACAUUGGGCACAAGGGACAUGAGCAGAACAGCAUAGAGCUCCCCAAGGUGGACGACCCCUAUGUUCUCAACGCCUUCAGUGUCUCCCAGGAGUUCGGGUUUGGUCUUAUCGAUGAACCGCAGGAGUACUCUGCCAUGCCGCCAAUGUACAUAUCCCUAGAGAUGCCAGACUCCUGCAGACGCGGAGAGCAGGUCGGCAUGAGGAUAAUGGUCUUCAAUAACCUGCCACAAGAAAUGAUGAUCCUGCUGGUGCUGCACGGGGCGGACACCCAUCGCUUUGUGGUGGUGGAGGACUAUGGGGUGGUGGACUUCUACAGGCCACGGAUUAAGGAAGGCGACCACCAGCACCUUGUUUCGGUGGACGCAGACAGCAGUGUGGAGGUGAUCUUCCCUAUCGUGGCCGCAGUGGACCAUGGGGAGAUUGAGCUCACUGUGUCCGCCAUCACCCAGAUUGGCCGAGAUGAGGAGACCGCCACUCUCACUGUCGAGCCAGAGGGUGCCACCAUUGACCGCCACACCUCCAUCCUGCUGGACUUGAAGAACCGAGCUGUGGUUUAUGAGUACAUGGACAUCAUAGUGGAGGAGUCCUAUGUUAUCCCUCUUAGUAUCCUGCGUCGCUUCGUGGCCGGCUCCCCGCGUGGCCAUGUGUCCCUCUGUGGUGAUGUGGUUGGGCCAUCAUUCCCAUUUGGGGAACCCGUGGACACAAUGCAAAUGCUACGGAAGGAACUGAGAGGAACAGAAGCGUCGACCUUUAACUUUGGUGCCAACCUGUGGACCUUACAUUACUUGCGCCUCACCAACCAGCUGGACCAAAUUGACAUUGCCGAGGAUGUGUUCGACCAGCUCAACGUGGAACUGGCUGCCAUCAUGUACCGGUUCAGUGCUGAGGGGGCCUUUAGCAACUGGGACACUGCUGGACCUAGUGUUUGGCUGACAGCAUGGACAACACGCACACUGCAGCAGGCACAGUUCCAGGAUUGGGAGAACCUAUUGUACAUUGAACCGGAGAUCAUAUCGAAGGCCGUGGCGUGGAUGAUCCGCUGGCAGAACUCCACAACCGGCGCCUUCAGGGAGACACCUCACUAUGAACGCAUCCCACUGGACAAGAAGGCGUCUCCGUACAUGUAUGGGCUGCAGUGGAGGGGCCAGAAGAACAUAACAUUGACGGCGCAGUGUCUCAUCACCCUAGAGCAGACUAUUAACACACUGCAGGGUGGUGUGCGGGCCAAGGCUAACAACGCACGCUCUCUGGCUGUCAGAUACCUGGAGAAGGAGCUGGUGUACAUAGUGGACCCAUACGAGCUGGCAAUUGUGGCGUACGCUCUCUCCCUCGCCAACUCUAUGGAGAAAGAAACAGCGUAUGGCAAACUGGAUCGCAAGAAGAGGAGGGAGAAUGGUCUGAUCUACUGGUCACGGGAGAAGAUAGAGGCCAACCAGCGAGUCUAUGAGAACAACCAACGUAAUCUUCUCCAGCCAAAGUUUGAGCAGAAGUGGGAUUCGCAUGCAGUAGAGGCGACUUCCUAUGCCCUCCUGGUGUACCUGAUUCGUGACGGAGUGGAUAUGGACCAAGAGCGGAUCGUGGAGUGGCUGAACGCUAUGAGGAUGCAUGACGGAGGGUUCAUUUCCACUGUGGACACACUGGUGGCCAUGCAGGCGCUGACAGAGUACUCCUACCGUGCCAGGCUGAGGGACAUCACGGACAUGAAGGUGACAGUGGAGGCGACAGGGGAGAAGGGACGCAACCCCAAUAAUGUCAUCAUAUCCACCAGUAAUGUGUCCGAGAUGCACAUUAUCCCGAUCCAGAACGUGUGGGGGAUGGUGAACGUGGUUGCCAAUGGGGCGGGGCAGGCCAUCCUACAGCUGGACGUGAGCUAUGGUGUGGACUGGAGUAACCUGAAGAAGCAGCCGCCGGUGGAGUCCUUCGAGCUGUCCAUUGAUGAAGACUUCUCUAAAUUUGGCAACAAGUCUCAUUGUGUUGUGACUGUUUGUGCCAGGUGGACCAACACGCUGGAGUCGGAAACAAGCUCUGCGGCCGUCAUAGAGGUGGAGGUGCCGACAGGUUAUGUGGCGUUCCAGAUUGACUUGGAGCGCAGCAUUCAUACAGCGCAGACCACCGGCUCCUUCCCCUCCCUACGUGAUGUUAUUGGCGGCCACGGCGACACCUUUGCCAAGAGGACUGUGUGGUUCUUUGACUAUAUUCCCUCUAAUGAGUCUUGGUGCUUCAAAUAUGAGAUGAAGCGAUGGUACCCUGUGGCCAACCUUACCAGAGUCCGCAUGGCCACUGUCUAUGAGCAGUACCAGCCAGAACGGUUCCAAAUGCUGAUGCUGAACUCAACUGUCAACACCCUCGACAUCUGUGAAGUGUGUGGGUCUUACCAGUGCCCCUACUGCCCUAUCUACAGUGCUGGCCUGGCCCUCGUCCCACCUCCUAUUGUCGCCUUUGUCUCGGUUUUUGUAACCUCAUUUGUCUCCCAUCUUCUCCUUCCUUCUUCUUCUUCUUUUUCUGCUCCCUUGGUGAGAAGAUAGGUGGUGGUGUUGAUGGUGGGAUGAUAAUGGGGUUUGUUUUUGUGUCUUCCUCUUCGUCAUCGUUGUCGUCUUCUUCUUCUUCUUCUUCUUCUUCUUCUUCUUCUUCUUCUUCUUCUUCUUCUUCUUCUUUGGUGUAAGGAGAUAGGUGGAAAGAUGAUGUAGAAGGGAGAGAUGAUAAUAGGGUUUGUAUUUGUCGUCUUCUUAUUUUGUGCAUCCUUCUGUGUUUCUUUAAGAGGGAUCUGGUUUGGCUCUUAUUUGUGUGUUUGUGUUGGCUUUGAUAUUGCUACAUUAAAUCCAUCCACUCUAUUUUAUACUAUUUAAAUUACUAUGACAAUUAAUCUUUACCUCUUCAUUUAUUUCAUAAGAAACCAAACAUAAACUAUUCCAUUGCUACAUCAUUAAGUCCGUCCACUUUUUUUAUUCUAUUUAAUUAUUUGUAACAAUUAAUUUCCACUUCAGUUAUCUAUAAGGAAGCAAAACAUAACUUCCAUUGCUACAUUAUUAAAUCUAUCUACCUUUUAUACCAUAUAAUUUUCUGUAACAAUUAAUCUUCGCCUCUUCAGUUAUAAGGAGCAAUCACAACUAUUCUAUUGCCAUAUAAUGAAAUCCGUCCACUUUCUUUUAUACUAUUUAAAUUACUAUUACAAUUAAUCUUUACCACUUCAUUUACAAGGAACCAAACAACUAUUCCAUUGGUACAUAAUGAAAUCCGUCCACUUUAUUUUAUUCUAUUUAAUUAUCUGUAGCAAUUAAUUUCUACUUCAGUUAUCUUAAAAGGAAGCAAAACAUGACUAUUUUAUUUCUCUAGUACUAUUAUUCAUGUCUAUUUUAAUACUCUGCUAUUAUUUGCACUAUUUAUUUUACUAUGACGUCUAUUUUUAAUGCUGUGUACUAUUUUUUUGCUCUAUUUUUGUGUCUAUAGCUCCAUUAAUUCCAUCCAUUCAUUUCUCUUAUGAUCAGAACCUUUUAGAUGCCAUAACCUGUCCAAUACUAUUAUAAGGGAUCAGAACCUAUAACAGGGUGCCAGAAGAGUGCCAGAAUCCAUCCAUGAGUGCCAGUUUCUUUCUAAUAAGGAAUCUGAACUUAUAUAUUUCUUGAAUCCGUCCAACUUUCUUAUAAGGGAUCUGAAUCUUUUAUUAGAAUACUGUUUUUUUUAUACUUUUCAUAUGUCUACCUUUAAAUUCUCUCUAUUUUUUUUACUACUAUAUUAAUCUUAUCCAUGUAAUUCUCGUAUAAGGGAUUGGAACCCCUAAAAGUAAUGCUAGAGGGUUCCAGAGCACUUUGAUAGCUGGUUGUGGUAUUGAAGAGUGUUUUUUGAUAUUUGAUGUGUUAAUGCUUCUAAAACCUUUGUCCACUUCUCUACCAUUAUCUCUUGACUGUUAAUCCUGUGUCUGAUUCUCUUUAUGAGGAAUUAGAAUCUUAUAACUGGAAUUAGAGUCUUUAUAACAGGAAUUUAGUCUUUUAACUGAGUGGCAGCAUCCGUCCAUUUGUCUUUUAAGGGAUUAGAACCUUUUAAAAGAAUGCCUUGGUUUUAAAAUUAACAUACUGCUAGCUGGUUGUGGAAUCCAAUAGUGUUUUUAAUGUGACUGCUAAACACUGCCUUUUUCUACACUUUUUAUAUCUUUACUAUUUUUACAGAUAUUAAUGUUUUGUAUGCUGUUUGUCACUAAAUGCUGUUUCUAUUACUGUUUAAAUGCUGUUUUCUAUUAAUAUUUGAAUGCUGUUUCUAUUAUUAUUAUUUAAAAGCUGUUUCUAUCACUAUUUAAAUGUUUCUAUUACUGUUUGAA
Molecule: messenger RNA, 7257 nt
Organism: Portunus trituberculatus (swimming crab)
Lineage: Eukaryota; Metazoa; Arthropoda; Malacostraca; Decapoda; Portunidae
Product: C3 and PZP-like alpha-2-macroglobulin domain-containing protein 8
Cellular component (GO): extracellular region
Molecular function (GO): endopeptidase inhibitor activity; protein binding
Source: RefSeq, a predicted model, not a curated record